Blepharisma stoltei is the source of this 909-nucleotide messenger RNA. The record is from the annotation of a GenBank genome assembly. Lineage: Eukaryota; Ciliophora; Heterotrichea; Heterotrichida; Blepharismidae.
AUGAUAUAUCCUAGCCCUAUAAGGCUCUACAAGCUUUCAGAAACGAAAUCACACAAAGCUGAGAUGGUAAGAACAAUGGUGAAAAAAUUGCACUCUGAAAAGCAUAUUCAAGAAGAAUCAGAAAAAGCGGAAGAUUUGAGGUCUAUUAUGAAGUACAAAAAGGCGUGGAGAGAAUAUUUAAACGAACUGCUGAUAAGGAGCAGGAAGAAAAACUACGCCAAUAAAAGAGAGUCUCCUUUAGUAAGUAUGACGACAGCAAGAGAUAUAGGAGUACAAGAAACGCCUAAUAAAGAAAAAAACUGCAGAGCUAUUGAUGAAGACUUAACUCUCUUCCAUAAGCAAUCAUUCAUAAAAGAUCAAGAAAAUUUUAAAGAUGAAGGCAUUCAAGUGGAUACUUCAAUAACUAAGUCACCAAAAACAGAUUUAUCUCCAAAAAUAUGGAGAAACAAACGGUCGCUUAGCCCGAUUGAUUUUUUCAAAAUGACAAAUGAAAGAACUAUUAUUAAAGUAGCAAAAGUAGAUUCUCCAAAUCAUAGAAAGUCUAAUACUCCACUUUCGGAUUUUGACAAUACAUGCAACUCGAAUGGAGAGAAACAUGAACACUCUAAAUCGGUGAAAUCAGUGCCAAGGCAUGUUUCUUUUGAAAAUGACCCUUCAAAAGAAAUUUAUUCUGCUUUGACCCCAAAACUGAAGCACUUAAAUAAGCCAGAUUUAUAUGAAAACCAUAAAAAUAGGCCUCCAAAAAUUCAAAAAACGAAAGAAUUUACUGAAAAUGUGAAAAGUAAUUUUAUGCCGAAGAGAGAUUUUAAUAAGUUCAUUGAAGUUGAGGCAAGAAAGCAGCCAAGCGAUAUUGGGAAGAAAUUAAACCGAAUAAGAAGACUGAAGCUUUCAGAGCUUAGUAUAUCUUAA